GACGCGUUCGUUCAGCGUUCGUUUGGUCGAUUUUUGUGGUGGUGUGGUCGGCUCGAUCUCGUUCUUACACUCGCUUGGUGUACCCGUGUCACGAAGCACCGAUGGGCUAUCGACUGGAAAUCAUCCAUAUUCUGCUGUGCGUGGCGUUCGAAGUGUUCACCUACUGUGUGCUGUGCUUCAACCUGAUCCGCCACUACAUCCAGCAGGGCCAGAUACAGCACCAGCUUCAGCAGCAGCUUCACCAUCAGCUUCAGCUUAACGGCAACUGACCGUGAUGGUGAUCCAUCAUAAUCCCCUACUAUCGUACCGCAAACCGAGGAGAAGAAGACGUGAAAAAGUUUAACGUAAGAAGGAAGGAAGACGUUCGGCCAAAGGAAAAUGUGAAACGCGGGUGUCGAGUGUGGAAAACGAAACCGAACCGACGACGACGUGUGAGUGGGAACGGAAGAAAAUGAAAACGUUGUGAAACGGAAAAGUUUAAUCGAAACCAUAGCAAGUGAGUAAGUGUUACUGCGGAAAGGAUUGCGAGUCGCCGUAUGUGUGGCCGGCGCGAAGAUGAUGAAAAGAAACUACGAUGUGCAGCACGUGGCUGCGGCCACCAUGGCCAGCGGCAAGCAGCACGGCAAAUCGUCGUCCAAUCUGUUCGACAAGCUGACCAAGCGCUACUCGGGCGUGAUCGGUACGCGCUUCCUGCGGAAAACGCCCGGCCGGAAGGGUGGCGUGGCGGAACCGCUGUCCGAUAGCUACGACAUGUGCGGGAACCGGUCGGAUGACUUCCGGCCCGAGAUCGGUGCACCGGUCCUUAUCUCCAAGACGAUGAAGUUCGACUUCGAUACGGACUCGUCGGUGGAACAGCUGCCGCUACCGCACGUGCCGUCGAUCGAGCAUCGGGCUCGGUCGGUAGCGACACCGUCCACCUCGGAAGACAGUGAGAACGAUGUGUUUGUGGACGCGAACAGCUCGCUGCCGAACUUUGGUGAGAUCAAGUUUACGUUCCUGCCGGAAAGCAACAACAACUGCCGCAGCUUUCAGGACGAGAACGUUCGACAGAGUGCCGGUGGUGGUGGCGGAAUGCUGGAGAAGAGUCGUUCUAAGUCAGCACACAACCUGCACCUCCACCAUCAUCACCACAGCCAGCGGGCCGAGAUGCGGCUAUCGCUUGCGAAAGCACCAUCGUUGAACAUGUCCGCCAGCAGUCCGGCCAACGGGGGUGGUGCCAUCACGCUGUCCGUACCGAACAGUCCGGCGGUGGAGAGUAUCUACGACUUUCCGCGCAGUACCCGGUCGGACGGUAUCCGGAAGCCGCACGGUGAAUCGACGUACGAUUUGACCCGCUCGCAUCACGUCCUGAACGAGAUCAGUCUAUCGCUCGUGAGCGACGAUAGCCAUCUGUACCAAAAUCUGCCCAGUCCUGACGACGCUCGGUACGAUGUGCCCGCGCCGGGAUGUCGCCGCGAUUCGUCCUCCUCGAACAACUCCACGCAGGAGGAGGAGUUUGAUCUGAAGUCGGCCAGCUUCCAGAGUCUGGCCGAUGCUGGACCCGGCGCAAAUCAGCUCGCCGUUUCGAUGGACGAGCUGGACGAGCUGACGCGCCAAAUCAAUCAGUCGACGGUGGGGCUUGGGUCACCGCUUCCGGAUAGUGAUGAGUACUGUGAGCACCGCAAGCAGCUGCACCCAUCCGAGCGUCGGCUGACGCUGAUGAAGAACCGGAGCGUAUCCGGGAAGCAUCUGAUCGACUUCGACCGGCGGAAGGCCAAGAUCACGAAGAAGUGGAGCGGGUUCAAGAGCUGGAUCGGGGAGGAGCAAGGCCGCAUCCGGGAGGUGGUACAGAAACAUGCCGCCAUGCAGCGUGUUGGGCUGGAGUCGGCCGGUGGGACGGGAGGAGGUAGCAAGGUGAAGCGUACCAGCAGCGAUCUUACGGCGAGUGAUCAAGAUUCGCGUCAGGAGGUGGAGGGUACGCUGGUGACGACGCCGGAUUCGAGUGUCGUGCAGCGGGAGCGGACGCUGUCGUCGGAGGACCGGGAAGGUGCGCGGACGAUGCACCGGAAGAGUGCCAACGCAGAGAUACUGGAGGGACAGAAUGGCUUCGAGGAGGUACGGCGCUUCGUCAAGCAGGGCGGUGACUUUGGCAAGGACCUGGUCGCCAUACUGCACGAGCGGACCGAAAUCGAACAGCUGUACGCCAAAUCGCUCUCAAAGAUUGCCAACAAACUGAACAAAGCCUGCCGCGAUCUGCCGGGUACGAUAGCCGACUCGUGGCGAUCCGUAUCGACCGAGCUGGAAGGACGCAGCGAAGUACACCGACAGUUCUCCAACUCGCUCGCGGAGGAAGUGGUGAAACCGCUGAAAGCCGUCAUCGAGAAUCAACACAAGGCCCGCAAGACGAUCGAAACCAACGUGGACAAAUCGGCCCGCAUCCUGGCGGAAUGGCGGACGGCGGAGAUUAAGGCGAAGAAAGGUUCACAUGCCGCGGCCCGGGAGAAUGAAAAGCUGCAGGAUGCCAUGCUCGAUGUGAAACUUCAGCGAACACCCUCGAUCGGCCUGCUGCACAAGACCACCGAAAAGGAGGCGAAAGUGUCGGAAAAGGAUAGCAACAAGCUCGAGGGCAAACGAAAGAAGGCCGAGGAAGCGGUCAAGAAGGCGGACGUAGAGUACUACACGCUCUGCAUCCGGGCCGAGCGGGCCCGUGUCGACUGGGAAAUGUCGGUGCUGCGUGGGUCCUCCAUGCUGCAAACACUCGAAAGCCAACGGUUGGCACAGUUCAAAACGUACGUCACCGAUUACCUGAAGCUGUCGGCCGAGAUGAGCCCGCUGCUGACGAAAACGAUCGACCGGCUCAGCCCGCAGGUUGCCCUGUGCAGCGUGGCCAAAGAUCUGGACGUGCUGAAGAACAUUCGGCGGGCGACGGAAGGACCCAGCGAGCAGCUACUGCCCGAUUUCUACUGUGAACACACCACCCUGGCCAUGAACCGUGAGCGACGAAAGCAGUCGCUCGUGAAGCUGCUGCAGCUGAUCCGCCAAGAUCUGGACCGCGAGCGACGAUCGCGCAACGGGCUGAAGGGCUUCUCGCAGACGCUGGACAAGAACGGUGAAAGCAAUCAGAACAUUGCCGAUAAGCUAUAUCACAUACGAUCGAUGCUCACAUACCUGGAAGGUGCGCGGUACAAGCUACAAUCGGCACUGCUGGAACUCGAUCAUAAGCCCCGUUCCAGCCAUCCUCUAGCACAACACAUACAGAUCACACGCGAUCGCACCGGCCUACAGACAAGCGUGUUAAAGGUUCCUUUGUGGCUAAAGCACGAACAGGACGAUCCGGAGGGUAACCUAGAAUCUGCGACGGGCAACGGUCAAACUACAGUGCUCAGUUCCGAUGAGAGUUCCGAUCAGGGUUGCAUGGACAUCAAGAACGAUACGCUCAUCAAGCACAUUGUGCACAAAUACGCUCGGAACGGGUGCAGCGGAGAUGAAGGACAUUACACGACAGGCAAGGCUGGUAAAUCAGCGCUGGCGGACGAUCAUCACAGUCCAGUCUGGGAUCGAGGCGUAGCCGAUGGAGUCUCCAAUCAACCCGAUUCCGACUUUGAUGAAUUUUCCUCCCAAGACGAAGACGAGGAUCGUUGUUCCGUGGCACCGAAGCAACUGCUGGAAAACGGUCACCAUCCGGCCCUAACCAACGGAGGUCCAGCGAACGUUGACCAUCCGGACGGCGUCGCGAACCACCCGGUAGUCCUAGGCCGCUGCCGUGCACUAUUUAACUACACACCAAAGCUUUACGACGAGCUGGAACUGCAGCCCGGCGACAUACUCGAGGUGCACAUUAAGCAGGAGGACGGUUGGUGGCUCGGUGCGCUCCGUGGCCAGAUUGGCAUCUUUCCGGCAACGUAUGUCGAGGAAAUACCGUAGCCGAGCGGAUUGAUGUGCGCUCCGGCCCGUUUUGUAAAUAGCUCGAGCACACUUUGUACAGCGCGGAGAGCGACGAGACACACGCAUCAUUGAUUUUAACGAAGACACACACACACACACACACACACACACACACAUACAGAUACUGUAAAAUAGGCAAAGAAACAAUAGCUAAGCAUACUAGCGUCGAAUGCAAUCUCUCUUUCUCUGUGUCCCCAUUAGGAAUCUGUGCCGUUUAAGGGGUGCGUCCUCGGGUAGGCGAGUGACAAUGGCUAACUUAAACGCUCGAAUCGCGAACAGGCGAACAAGAGAUGUACAUAGGUGCAUAAGUAGGGAGUACGUGAAUGGUGGUGAUAAGACGAUGUACGCCAAAAAGAAGAGAAAAAAAGAAGCGGAACACCAUCGAACGUCGCACACAGUAAACGGGAAUGUGAAUAAAGUGAGUAAAGUCAGAGUAUUUAAA
Molecule: messenger RNA, 4366 nt
Organism: Anopheles stephensi (Asian malaria mosquito)
Lineage: Eukaryota; Metazoa; Arthropoda; Insecta; Diptera; Culicidae
Gene: Nost
Exons: 8
Coding region: 556-3903 (1115 amino acids)
Cellular component (GO): plasma membrane; cytoplasm
Molecular function (GO): protein binding
Source: RefSeq, a predicted model, not a curated record